This is a messenger RNA of Suillus fuscotomentosus, 566 nucleotides long. RefSeq lists its product as uncharacterized. The transcript is spliced from 3 exons. Bases 161 to 424 code for a protein of 87 amino acids. NCBI's taxonomy places the organism in Eukaryota, Fungi, Basidiomycota, Agaricomycetes, Boletales, Suillaceae. The record is from RefSeq and is a predicted model, not a curated record.
AAGAAGCAACUGACCCAGUCGUGAUUUUACCAUUCCCUCCCUCGUAUCUCUCGGCUUAUUGAUUAGGUCUCCGUCUCGUUCACUCAUUAAGUCUCAUUUCCCGCUGCUCUUCAAACACAACCCAUCGCAUAUACCUCAAUCCAUUCUAUACCCGUCCAACAUGUCCUCAGUGACCCUCCGCAUCAUGUCCCUCUGGGUCAUCCUCUUUUCAAUAUCUGCAAUGGUUGCAGCGUCACCCACACCAAUAGAUCCCCAACUUGCAUCGCUCAUCACGAACAAUAUGAAUCUGAAUUGCGGUCAGAGCUGUCAGGAAUUUAAGGGCACGCAACAACUGAAUAAGAAUUUUGCCUUGACGUCUGCAUCGAGCUCAAAUUCAUUCGUACUUGGAGCUAUACUACUAGCCGGUGGCGUUUUGGUAGCAUAAUGAGGGUAUAUCGUUACGAAGCGGCUUCCAGGUCGGACUCUGACAUUUUGAUGUACUGUACUUAGUGCAGUUGAUGUAGCAGUAAACAUCAGUGCUGUUUCUAAUGCUAGUGUAUAAUGACAAGAGACAUUGAUGGGCUUCA